This is a messenger RNA of Sycon ciliatum, 4094 nucleotides long. RefSeq lists its product as uncharacterized. The record is from RefSeq and is a predicted model, not a curated record. Lineage: Eukaryota; Metazoa; Porifera; Calcarea; Leucosolenida; Sycettidae. Bases 373 to 3378 code for a protein of 1001 amino acids. Gene Ontology annotation, molecular function: calcium channel activity. Gene Ontology annotation, biological process: calcium ion import across plasma membrane. The transcript is spliced from 17 exons. Gene Ontology annotation, cellular component: plasma membrane.
ACGCCGAGCAUUUGUCAAGCUUCACGUGAACAAGCUCAAUGAACAACUCUAGCUGGUUAGCCAGUUGAUGAGCGUUCGUGUUAGAGGAGUCGGAAGCCCUUGCCUGGUCGGGAAACACUGCUUCAACAGGCAUCAUGGCGCAUUCACUGAACGAUGAUCAUAGAUUAACGAGCGAGCGUUUUGUGUGCUCAAGUGUUGAACUUCCAAGGUAUAGAACUCUUUGAAGACAAAACUGGGAGUACCAUGUGAGACAAGGAAACAUCGGGUGCAUAGGCAACAUAAUGCUUGUGUUUUAGGGUUGUUUGUUCCCUCAGCGCCCAUCACAACCCACCACUAUCAUUGUUCUCGAGUGGGAAAAGAUACGGAAACAUCAUGGAUCAGGACAAACGCACUGACACAUCGGAGGGUGUGGAGAUGAAGCCUAUGGCAGCAGCGGAGAACGCAGGAGAAGAGGAGGGAGACGGAGAGGAGACAGGCGCCGCCGCGAAAACCGACUCUGGAGUGCCACUCAGCCCGCUGACAAAGGACAUCACUACAGAGCCGAAGAGCAACAUUGGAGAUGAUGAGGAGCCGUUUCUCGACUUGGACAGCUCCAUGAAGAGCGAGAGCGAGUUUGCUUCUCACCUGGGAGCGCUACAGAGCCAGGACAAUGUUUCGUCGGGGGUGAGUACCGGGGUCAGCAGUAGCCUGGCCAACUCCCAGCGACUCACCAAGCCAACGUCAGGGUCCUUGUCAAACCAGGCCGACAUUCCUACGUCUGGCUUCGACGGUGCAUACGACCAGCCUUUCUGGGCAGAGGUUUCCAAAAAGGAGGACUUGGAGGGCUUGCCACCGAAGCUUGCAUUCCGCGAGGCCAGGUUGGACCGAAUCAUCAAGCAGCUAGGAUCAUCGGAGAAGGCGCUGUUCUUCAUUCUACGAAAGUGCCCGCUACAAGGAGAGACUCGUCAGCUUAUCAAUGGCAUCGUGUCACGCGGAGUGGACGUCAACACCCGUGAGAACCGAACUCUCAGCGGUCCCCUGCAUUUGGCGGCCGAAAGAAACUUUGUCCACGUUGCAAGACUGUUGCUGGACAAUGAAGCACCUACGCAAGCUGGAGGUGUUGGCGGAAAGCUCCCUGUGGAGAUCGCGUUGGAAGCCAAGAAUGAUGAGCUGGCUGCGGUUAUCAUGCGCAACAUGUCCAAAGCAAGUGUGCGAUUGCUCUUCGAAGGACAAAUAGCUGAAGAUGGAAGUGUCACACCGCCCUCGUUGAACUUUGCCGAGAUGGUCUCCUCGAGUGCUAUGCCGAACACAUGCAAGGCUAUACUGGAUUCCAUGCUGGAGGCGACCGAUGAACCGGACGAGUAUCGAUUUCACUACCGUGCUCUGGAGGCUGAUAGUGCAGGACAUUCACCCAACAUGCCCACGUUCAGCCAGACUGCAAAGACAGCCUUUCAUAGGAUACUGGAUGGAAAGAAUAAGGAUUUGCCUCGUCACAACGUUGUUCGCAUGCUCAUACAUAACAAGUGGUCAGCUUACGGUGAGAAGAUGGCCUGGAUGAACAUUGGCAUGUACUUCCUGUUCAUGGUUCUCGUCUCCUUCUCACUGGUGUCGGCCGCACGCCAGGUUGACCCGCGCAAAUACCGAGGAGCUGAGAACAUCAUCAGAGGCAUCUGUGAAAUUCUUUCCAUCAUCUGUAUCAUGCUAAAUGUCGUCGAGGAAGUCCGAGAAAUGAAGAGGGAACGUCUGGCAUACCUGAAACAGCCGUACAACUAUCUGCAGAUACUCUCCACGCUGCUGCUGUUGUUGAUAAUACCACUGCGUUGGACGGGAGUGACUGCGCAGUGGCAUCUUGCCAGCAUUGCCUACACGUUCCUGUGCUUGAGAAUGCUGCAGCUCAUCUCUGUUCUCAGGAUUGUCGGUAUCUAUUUGCAGAUCCUGACAAGAAUCCUCUACAAGGAUGUGUCUCGCUUCACAAUCAUCUUCAUCCUCUUCCUGCUGACGUACACCGGGGCAUUGCUGCUGGCCCUGCGCGGUGAACGGUGGGAGCCGGAACCCGAGGAAGGCGAGGCGAGUCCAACAGCUGGCGCAGGGGAUACUGCACAAGCGUCGGAACCGGGGAAAACCGGAACGGAGCUGGAUAUCACGAGACUAACAAGCUCCUAUCCUGAGAUACUGAUCACUGGUAUACGGACUAUGAUCCAACAGGAGUCCGUCGUCGACUACAUCAAUGAAGACAGUGCGCACAACUCGUUUGGCUGGUUGGGAAUCAUCAUCAACAUGCUCUUCCUGUUCAUUGUGCUUAUCGUGCUGCUAAACAUCUUGAUUGCUCAGCUAAGCGAUACAUAUGCCGAUGUGAAGGCGGAUGCACAGCGCGAGUUGGAGCAGAAUUGGGGUGUAUCACUUAAGAAUCUGGAGCAGUCGACAUCGCCGUUCAAGCGCCUGAGAUUCCAGACAUACAGCCACUACCAAGAUGUUGAACAUCCAGGAGAUACCCUGAUUGGCUGGGAAGAACCGGCGGAUGAGAACGAGCAAGAGGAAGAGCAGAGACGCCAGCGCCAGUUCGACCAGCACAUCCACCAACAGCAGCAGCAGAUCAUGGCACUGAAGGCUCAGAUGCGCACGGCCAUCAUCAUGCUGCAGAAGAACGAGGAGAUACCACCGCAGCUGCGCUCGGCACUGAACGAGCUUGUGCGCGACACACUGCCUUCAAUGCUGGGCAGUGUUGUGGACAGGUCAAGAGAUGAGGUGUUCACACGCAUGGAGCGCAACCAGUCUCGCCAGGACAAGAGCUUUUUACUCAUGCAUCACAGCAUGGGAGAGACAUCGAAAUCCCUCCAGAGCUAUGUAGGAGAACGACAUGAUGAAGUUGGUCAGCUACUGCGGUCAUUGACCACUCAGCUGCAAUCCACAGACAGUACUAUUACUGCCGUUAGCACUCAGGUUGAGGAGACGAUACCAGAGACCUUGCAAGAAAUGAUAUCCGUUGCCCACAGCAGCACUGUGGAGGAGCUGAGCGAAUUGAUCAAGUCCACAUACCAGCCCAAAUCCCAGCCCACCGGGGGAGCCACAGCUUCGGGUGAGCGCCGCUCCGCUUCAUCACCGCCGCCCGGUGAGCAGCCGCACGUUGUGUCACAGGUGCAGAGCAUCGUGGCGAAUGCACAGGCAGCGACGCAGGACAACAUCAAACUGGCACACAUUAACACCAUGCGCACUGUGGAGCAGUUUGUCACGCGCAAUAAUCAAACACUGAGCUCGCAGAUUUCCUCUGGCAUCGCCCAGCACAUGGCACAGCUACGGCACGAUCUGAUGCGCGAGAUCAGCUUGGAGUUUGAGCAGCGACAGAAGGCCUCCGACGAUGCGUUAUCGGCGCAGCUGCAGUCCAUCGCUGAUAUUCCGUAAGAAAUUCUUCAGGCGCGACCAAUGCUUUGCUAAUAUAUCGCAGGGCUGUUGUGUGGAAACAUCUAAAACGCCUCUUGCACACAAUCAGUGGUUGAAAGUCAAAAUGCUUUUGUCCAAGAAGUUGAACAGAGUACAUAUAACCACUAACUAGACAACCGCUUUCUACUGAGCAAUGACAUUCUGCGUGCCGUGCCAUUCGCAGUGUGUAGUGCACAGCGACUGCUUGUCCACGUGUGCACUGAGAGGAACCUUUAGAAUUUCAUUUCCAAUGUUGCCCGGUAACCGCCAACCAGUCCUCGCACAACGGCCAGCCAUGCUGGCAAAGUACUUGCACCAGCAUGCAGUGAGAUCAGAUGGUUUCACAUAGCAUUGCAUGAACAUUCAACAGGAAUGCACAAUACAUCGUUUAUGCUGUGCUCCAAGUUGUCUAAUCCUUUUCUUCUCAGACUCACACCGCCAAACAAUUAACUCAACCUUGCAAGCUUUCCUAUCUUCUUAGAAGCAAUGUGCUUCAUUUCACAUUUCCUUUAUUCUCUAUCUGUUUUUCUCACACUUUACUCUUCAAGUUUUCUCCCCCACAAUGUCAUACUCCAUCUACAUGAGGCUCCGCUGCUACUGAAAGGUUAUGUACAUAUUUUUCCGGGACUUCUACAUUUCUUCUACAAAGAGUAAAUUGCCGAUUAUGUAUUAUUCCUACGAGGCGUGAGUAACUCAAG